Messenger RNA from Oryza brachyantha (malo sina), 707 nucleotides. RefSeq lists its product as uncharacterized. Lineage: Eukaryota; Viridiplantae; Streptophyta; Magnoliopsida; Poales; Poaceae. The transcript has a single exon. The coding region runs from base 44 to 499 and encodes 151 amino acids. The record is from RefSeq and is a predicted model, not a curated record.
UCUCCAAAUUGCCGCGGCUCUCCUCCUCCCCGCCCGAUCCGCCAUGGCGCACGCGCCGUCUUCCAUGGAGUGCCACCGCCGGCUGCUGCGCUCCUCCCCCUCCGCGCGGAGGCCCUCGCAGCCGAUGGCCCACGGCGACGAGCGCCUCCACGGCCACCACCGCAGUUUCCUCCGCCCCGGCGCGCUCGCGCGGCUGCGGGACUCCAAGGUCAUCGCCCGCUCGGUCCGGUCCGCGGCGGCGAUGGCCGUGCCCGCGCGCCUGCUCCCGCCGUCGUCGCCUCCUCCGUCCGCCGCCGCGGCGGGGGGCGGCGGCGGCGGUGUGCCGCAUUUCCUCGGCGCCGUGAGGGAGACGAGGUACCCGCUCCGGAAGAAGCUGGCCGCGGCCAGGAGCGUGGUCUUCCUGCCGCCGCCGCCGACGACGGCGGCGGACGCCGGCGAGAUGUUCAUGGACGCCUUCGCGGCGGCGGCCGCGCCGUCGGAGCUGCUCGCCGCGCACUGAACUCCUAGUUUUAGACUUCAUUAGAUCUGUGCAGAUUGUUAGCUUGUUCUUGAUUUAGGACUCUUACUGACUUCAGAUUUCUUUACAGAUUGUUGUUCUUUCUUUCGUGUGAUUUAGGAUCCUUGGCUUGUAGUAUCAUAUUCCGGAGAUUCAUGAUGUUUAGUCCAAUGUUCAUGUUCAGUUAAAUUUGUUAUUCUGGCUACAAGGA